Molecule: messenger RNA, 459 nt
Organism: Xenia sp. Carnegie-2017
Lineage: Eukaryota; Metazoa; Cnidaria; Anthozoa; Malacalcyonacea; Xeniidae
Product: collagen alpha-1(I) chain-like
Exons: 2
Coding region: 1-459 (152 amino acids)
Source: RefSeq, a predicted model, not a curated record
AUGAAAGAAAUACUAAAGGAAAUACCAAAGAAUGAUUUAAUGAAAGAAAUACUAAAGGAAGUGGUGUCAAAUGGAUACAUGAUAAGGAAGUUAAGAAUAAUCGGUGGAACUGAUGAUGGUUAUGGAUCUGGAAAACCAGGACCACCAGGGCCUAGAGGCCCAAGAGGAGGUAAGGGAGAUAAAUGUGACACAGAAGCUGCGGGGGCUCAAGGAGAUACGGGUCCUGGAGGACCAAAGGGAGAAAAAGGUGAUACAGGAGUUACAGGGGCUCAAGGAGAUACGGGUCUUAGAGGAUUAAAAGGAGAGAAUUGUUAUGAGGGUCCUAGUGGACAUGACAGAAAUGAUGGGACCAAUGGAAGCGAUGGUGCGCCUGGAGCCACAGGAGCUCAAGGGCCUCGAGGACCUCAAGGACAUCAGGGACCUCAAAGACCUCAAGGCAACAAAGCAUUAGAGGUCUAA